AUGGAAUGGAUUCUGGCCGAGCAGAGUUGUAACACCUACAACCUCACUCUGUGCCCCAUCUACGACACUCUGGGAGCCGAUUCCGUGGAGUUCAUUCUCCAGCAGACCGAGAUGAAGGCCUGCGUCUGCGCUCCGUCGGAGACCACAAAGCUCCUCACGCUGAUCGACCGCGCUCCCGACCUCAAAGUGAUCGUGCAGAUCGGCUCGAUCGACCCGAAGACGCGCGCCAUCGCCGAGCAGCACGGCCUCACCAUGAUGACCACCGAAGAGCUGAUGGCGGCCGGUCGGCAGCACCGCCUGGCGCCGCGCCCGCCGCACGCGACGGACGUCUGCACGAUCUGCUACACGUCGGGCACGACGGGGCAGCCGAAGGGCGUGCUGCUGACGCACCGGAACUUUAUCUCGGGACUGUCGGGGUGUCUGUACACGGGCCUGGACCCCGUGCCCACGGACUGCUACAUCUCGUACCUCCCGCUGGCGCACGUGCUGGAGCGCAUCAUGCACUGCGCGAUGCUGAUCAACGGGUCGCACAUCGGGUUCUUCCAGGGCUCCACGCGGAAGAUCAUGGAGGACAUCCGCGCGCUGCGGCCGUCGAUCUUCACGAGCGUGCCCCGUCUGCUGAACAAGGUGUACGACGCGCUGAACGAGAAGAUGAAGCAGCAGAGCGCGCUGGUGCGCUAUCUGUGGAACUGCGGCGUGGAGGCGAAGAAGUGGCGCAUGGAGAACGGGCUGGACAACACGCACUGGCUCUACGACCCGCUGGUCUUCGAGAAGGUGCGCCGGAUGACCGGACUGGACCGCGUGCGCGUGACCAUCAGCGGCAGCGCGCCGCUCUCCAAGGACGUGCUGUUCUUCCUCCGCUGCUUCCUGAAGGGCGUCAUCGUCGAGGGCUACGGCGCCACGGAGACCGCGGGGCCGUGCACGCUGCAGGUGGGCGACGACUACACGAUCGGGAACGUGGGCGGCCCGCUGCCCUGCUGCGACUUCAAGCUGGUGGACGUCCCCGAGAUGGGCUACCUGACGUCGGACCGGGAGCACAACGGAAUCCCGUGCAAGGGCCGCGGAGAGCUGAUGGUGCGCGGGUUCAACAUCACGCCCGGAUACUUCAAGAGCCCCGAGCUGACGGAGAAGGCGUUCGACAAGGACGGGUUUUUGGCGACGGGCGACAUCGCGAUUAUUUUGCCGAACUACGCGGUGCAGAUCGUGGACCGGAGGAAGAACUUCUUCAAGCUGGCGCAGGGAGAGUACGUGGCCGCGGAGAAGCUGGAGAUUAUCUACGGAGGAUCGCCGUUCAUCUCGCAGAUCUUCGUGUUCGGAGACUCGCUGCAGAGCUAUCUCGUCGCCGUGAUCGUGCCCGAGGAGGAGUAUGUCAUGAAGUGGGCCAAGGGAGAGUACGAGCUGAAAGACCUCAGUUUCCAGGAGAUCUGCAACUCCAAGGAGCUGUAUGAUGCCAUCCGGCAGGACUUGAAGAGACUGCACGCGGAGGCAGGACUCCUCGGAUAUGAGCGUGUGGAGAAGUUUAAGAUCGAUAGUGAGAGCUGGUCGGUGGAUAAUGGAUUGCUGACCCCCACGUUUAAGCUGGUUCGGAAGCAGCUGAAGACUCGCUACCAGGGCGCAAUCAGCGAAUUGUAUAAAAGUUCUCUUUACGGCUGUUUGUUGAAUCACGGUUAUGGCGCGGAUUUUCGCUUUGACCUGUCGUUUCUCAGGGAUUGUCCAGUCGAGAAGCCAAUGGCUAAACGUUCGGGAAGACCAAAGCCAAAAUCGAUCAAGAGCAAGGCGAUUAACAAGAAUAGCAAGCGUAAGCUUGACACUCUUGGAAAGAAGCUGAAGAAGGGGUAUGCUGGAGAGGCGAUUCUCUACAUGACUCGUUCUCAAGCGCUGCGUAAGUUAAGUCUGAGUUUGAAGGAUUUCCGCCGAAUUUGCAUUUUGAAGGGAAUCUAUCCCCGCGAGCCCAAGCACAAGCCAAACAAGACGCAAACCUAUUAUCAUGCGAAGGAUAUCGCGUAUAUCUCCCACGAGCCGAUUAUCGAUUACUUCCGCAAGAUGAAAACGUUCCUAAAGAAGGUACUUUCUCGCUCUCACGGUCGUGGUGAGAAAUCGGAAGUUCUCCGUAAAUGGGAGAACAAGCCCGAGAUGAAUCUGGAUCAUCUGGUCAAGGAGCGUUAUCCGACGUUCAACUCCGCUCUGACCGAUCUGGACGACGCUCUGUCGAUGAUCCAUCUGUUCGCCCUUCUGCCCGCCACAUCGAGCAUCCGAGCCUCGAAAUCGCAGACAUGCCGUCGUCUGUGCCACGAGUGGAACUUCUACAUCAUCCAGAGCCGCAGUCUGCGGAAGGUGUUCAUCAGCAUUAAGGGCGUCUACUACCAAGCGGAGAUCCAGGGCCAGAAAAUCACUUGGCUCGUUCCGCACAAGUUCUCCCAGGACCUUCCAGGCGACGUCGACUUCCAGGUCAUGCUCACCUUCCUCGACUUCUACCAAGUGUUUCUCCGAUUCGUCCUCUACCGCCUCUAUUUUACCGCGGGAAUGAAGUACCCGCCCUCCGUCGACGCCCUCCGCGACUGCGAGGGCGCAGAAAUCGACGCGUUAACCGCGGAACUCGACGUGGCCCCCGCGGACAGCGAGGAAUCGCGGGAAUUGGCCGGUCGGCGCGGGCGUUUCAUCUGA
Blastocystis hominis is the source of this 2664-nucleotide messenger RNA. RefSeq lists its product as hypothetical. The record is from RefSeq and is a predicted model, not a curated record. The coding region runs from base 1 to 2664 and encodes 887 amino acids. Gene Ontology annotation, cellular component: endoplasmic reticulum; membrane; nucleolus. Lineage: Eukaryota; Bigyra; Opalinata; Blastocystidae. Gene Ontology annotation, molecular function: long-chain fatty acid-CoA ligase activity. Gene Ontology annotation, biological process: ribosome biogenesis. The transcript has 8 exons.